Molecule: messenger RNA, 6620 nt
Organism: Phyllostomus discolor (pale spear-nosed bat)
Lineage: Eukaryota; Metazoa; Chordata; Mammalia; Chiroptera; Phyllostomidae
Gene: LNX1
Product: ligand of numb-protein X 1
Exons: 10
Coding region: 2490-4412 (640 amino acids)
Biological process (GO): ubiquitin-dependent protein catabolic process
Cellular component (GO): cytoplasm
Molecular function (GO): metal ion binding; ubiquitin-protein transferase activity; protein binding
Source: RefSeq, a predicted model, not a curated record
GGGUAGGAAGUCUGUGAUGUAGCUAUGAUACCAUGAACAAUCUAGGAUCUUUCUGGUUUUCAGAUUCACUUGCAUGCUCAAAUUUGUCACCUCAUGUUCUCAAAAUAGCUGCUCAAACUCCACCAUCACAUCCAAGUUUCAGGUAGAAGGAACCAGGUGGGAAGAACAAGGCAGGAAGGGCAAAAUACAGUGUGCAGACUGAGACUCCAUUCCUUAAAGAGCUUUCUGGGAUGCCUCUCCAGUAAUUUCUGCUCACACCUCACCAGCCAAUACUGUAUCACAUGGCUACCCACCGGUGGGAGAACUUAGCUGCAUCAGCACCAUGAACAAAACCUGGGUUCUGUUAACAGGAAGAAGAGGAGAUUAGAUAUUGGAUAGGCAGCCAGCAGUUCUUGCAAUAGUGAUAUAAGGAACAACAAAAAACAAUACCUUCAUUUUUAUAUCGCAUUCAUAUCCACUAAUAAAUUUUAUCCUCUCAAAAUGCAAAGGGGUGAAAGGGAAGGCAUUCUUAUUUUUUUUUGCAGACUUUGAAAAGUGCCCCGACAAGUCCAAGAUGAUCAGAAAUAUAAUCCAGCCCACUCCAGAGCCCACGGGCUUUAUUACACACAGUGCUGUUUGUGAGUUAUGACCUACCCAGCAGAGCAGGUCUCGGGACUUGGUGAAACCCCAUAUCCUGGAAAAGACUGUAGCAAGCCAUGUCCCUGAUGGUGCAGGAGGAAAAGAAAGGACAAGAAAAGGAUAACAGAGCCUCUUGAGACAGGUGCUGAGCUGCCAGCUGGGCUCAUUCACUACUAUUAGUAAUUAUUAUUAACAGUACUUAUAACAAUAGCUAACACUAAUUGAGCCCUUUGUUCUUUAUAGGCAUUACCUUAUUCUACCAUCAUAACAAUACUAUGAGUUAAGCCCUAUUAUUAGUGUUUUUCUUUAGAGGAGGAAAUGGAGGCUCAGAGAGGUUAAACAACAUGCUCGGUGUCACACAGUGAGGAUGUGGUAGAGUUCAGGCUCAGACUCAAGCCUGUCUGACUCCAGCAUCUACAUACCAAACCCAACUUGAUCAUUUUACUGCCCUUCACCAGCUCUGAUUCACUAUUGCCUACCGGACUUAAAUGGAAUUCAAAUUAGGGCCUCAACAAAAUUAAUACAUGUCAUGCUUUAUCAAGGUUGCUCGUCUUGGAUUGAAACUGUAGAAGAUACAUCAGCACAUUCUAAGGAUCUACUGUUUUUAAUUUGUUUUAGACCCACCUCAGGUAAAUGCAGGUCUCUGUUGCCAAAUUCCUGCUUCCCACACAGUUGAUUGCAGCUGGUUCCAUCCCGUAGAUUUUGCCCUGGUCUUCUUCCAACCAAGUGUAGUUUGCUGUGAUUGCUUGGUUGUCAGUAAUGACACUAUCCCUUUGAGCCAUUUCUAUUGAGAUUCAGGUCUUGAGUUGGCAGGAUGGACUUGAAUCUUCUUGAAUGUAGAGUAGGAGAGGACUCCUGGGGGCUUCGGUGGCCCCCCAGAGCUCAGGGCCGCAGAGAAGUCCUGUUGUUAAGUUAGAUAGUACAGUCUAGACUCACAGGUCUUGAGGCUGGAGAGGUGAUGUGGUCCAGCCUCUGCUGGACCGAGCAGAUCAGGCACUACUAUCAGCUCCGUUUCACAGAGGAGAUGACUGAGGCUCCAGAGCUUACAGGAAAUGCACAGGGUCCUGCAGCCAGCGUCAGCGCUUAUUUCAGUCACUUGGGGUGACGGGGGAAUGGAGCGCCUUUUCUCCUCACAGAACAGAAGCCUAUACAUUGUUUGGACAGAACUUUAUAUUUAUUGCAGCUCUUUGUUUUCUUCAAGGAGAAUACUUUUUAAAAAUCAGGAAGGAAGCCAUCGCUUCUCUUACAUCUGCUAGUGCAGUCAGGAUAGCGACAGGUACAUGACCUUAAAUGCACGUUCUAAAUGUACACUUAGCGGUGGAGCUAGUUCACCCAUCAUACUUCUGUGUCGCAAUAUCUGGAGGCUCGCUCCGAGCUCAGAUCUCCAGCCUGUGUUCCCAAGGUGCUAAUCCCUUACGGUGCCCUGCUCUGGCAAGCUGGAGGACCACUUGGGUUAUUUGCUCAUUCACAAAUAUGCCAUGCUCCUGCCUUCUCCCAGCACAGUUUAGCUUCCAGCCCAUCUGCUCCCAGCCAGUGAUGUAAACGUACCAGCUGCUUCUCAAGAACCAGUCGGCAUCCUGCAGGAGGGGCAGGGCCCUUUCGGGCAUCGGCCUGCUUGCUCUCAGCCUAAGCUCUCUCCCCAACCCUGGUGGGUCCCUCCGUUCUGCUGUUUCCCCAUCGGAGAGUCAGAGGGUGCAGUCCUCCUAUAAGCCACUGAUUUAUUUAUCAGUGUGGCUGGAUUGAAGGGCUGUAAGUCAGAAUCCUUAUGAUUGGACUGUGGGGACAUGGCGAGGUUUGUUUGAAGGGGCCGGGCCGGGCCCCGCAGCCGACAGAGACGGUGGCCGGGAGGAAAGCAGCACGCUGCCCGGACAAUGAAGGCGCUUCUGUUGUUGGUCCUGCCCUGGCUCAGCCCUGCCAACUACAUUGACAAUGUGGGCAGCCUGCACUUCCUGUGCUCGGAACUCUGUAAAGGUGCCUCGCACUAUGGCCUGGCCAAAGACAGGAAGAGGCGCUCUCAAGAUGGCCAUCCAGACAGCUGCGCGAGCCUCCCAGCAACAACACUCUUCCCUGAGGUUUCUGCAGCUGCCACCAUCGCCUUAAUGACCGACGAGCCUGGCCUGGACAACCCUGCCUACGUGUCCACGGCAGAGGAUGGUCAGCCAGCAAACAGUCCGUCGGACUGUGGCCGGAGCAACCGAACCAGGGCACGGCCCUUUGAGCGAUCCUCUGUUAGAAGCAGGUCGUUUAAGAAGUUAAAUCGAGCUCUGAGUGUUCUUCGAAGGGCAAAGAGUGGAGCUGCAGUUGCCAACCAAGCUGACCAGGGCAGAGGAAACUCUGAAAGCACCCCUUUCCCUGAAGUCUUUCCAAGGUUGUAUCACCUGAUUCCAGAUGGCGAAAUUACCAGCAUCAAGAUUAACCGAGUGGACCCCAAUGAAAGCCUCUCCAUUAGGCUUGUGGGAGGCAGCGAAACCCCGCUGGUCCACAUCAUCAUCCAACACAUCUAUCGUGAUGGGGUGAUCGCCAGAGACGGCCGGCUACUGCCCGGCGACAUCAUUCUAAAGGUCAACGGCAUGGACAUCAGCAACGUACGUCACAACUACGCCCUGCGCCUCCUGCGGCAGCCCUGCCGGGUGCUGUGGCUGACUGUGCUGCGCGAGCAGAAGUUCCGAAGCAGGAACAACGGGCAGGCGCUGGACACCUGUGGGCCCCGGGAUGACAGUUUCCACGUGAUUCUCAACAAAAGCAGCCCUGAGGAGCAGCUUGGCAUAAAACUGGUGCGCAAGGUGGAUGAACCUGGGGUAUUCAUUUUCAACGUGUUGGAUGGUGGUGUGGCGGACCGACACGGUCAGCUGGAGGAGAACGAUCGUGUGUUAGCCAUCAACGGACAUGACCUUAGAUACGGCAGCCCAGAAAGUGCAGCUCAUCUGAUCCAGGCCAGUGACCGGCGCAUUCACCUCGUGGUGUCCCGCCAGGUCCGUCAGCAGAGCCCUGACAUCUUUCAGGAAGCCGGCUGGAGCAGCAACGGCAGCCAGUCCCCAGGGCCCGAGGACAGGAGCCACACUCCCAAGCCCCUCCAUCCCGCGGUUACUUGUCACGAGAAGAUGGUUACUGUCCGAAAAGACCCCAGUGAAUCUCUCGGCAUGACCGUUGCAGGGGGAGCGUCCCACAGGGAGUGGGACUUGCCGAUCUACGUCAUCAGUGUUGAGCCCGGAGGAGUCAUAAGCAGAGACGGAAGAAUAAAAACAGGUGACAUUUUAUUGAAUGUGAAUGGAAUAGAACUAACAGAGGUCAGCCGGAGCAAGGCCGUUGCACUACUGAAAAGCACGUCCUCCUCGGUGGUUCUUAAAGUCUUGGAAGUCAAACAAUGUGAGCCCCAGGAAGACUGCGGCAGCCCAGCAGCCCUGGACGCCAACCACAACACAGCCCCGGACACCAACCACAACACAGCCCCAGCUGGUGACUGGUCCCCGUCCUGGGUCAUGUGGCUGGAAUUACCAGGGUACCUGUAUAACUGUAAAGAUGUCAUACUACGAAGAAACACAGCUGGAAGUCUGGGCUUCUGCAUUGUCGGAGGUUAUGAAGAAUACAAUGGGAACAAACCUUUUUUUAUCAAAUCCAUUGUUGAAGGAACACCAGCAUACAAUGAUGGAAGAAUUAGAUGUGGCGACAUUCUUCUGGCUGUGAACGGCAGAAGCACGUCAGGAAUGAUGCAUGCCUGCUUGGCGAGGAUGCUCAAAGAACUUAAAGGAAAGAUCACUCUGACCAUUGUUUCUUGGCCUGGCACUUUUUUAUAGAAUGAUGGGUCACAGAAAAACAGAAAAUCACAAUUAAGUUUAAACAAUGUAUUUAUCUUGUCAUUUUUUUGUAUUUAAAGAAUACACUGAAAAAAUGUGAACUUUAAUGUCAGCAAAAAUAUGAUGUAAUGGAAGCCAAUUACACCUCAAAAUAUAAUUCUCCAAACAUAACAUUACUAAUAGUUUUUAUUCAGUGUGGAGGAUUUUGCAUCACUAAACUUUAUAUUUUUCUAUUUAAUAAAAAGCUCUUAAACAGAUGAAAUGAUUUGUAUGCCCCCGAUGAAUUCAAAUCAUAUAACCAAAUUAAAAAUCUGGUAUAUGCUGAGGUCUGCAAGGGUACAGUCUAGGUGUUUUAAAAUAAUUUACACCCAGAGCAUUUUAAAAGUUCAUUGCCAAAAAAUGUUCCUUUCAUCAAAUGAGAAAUAAAUAUUUUUUAAAAAUUAUAGGUGUCUUUAAGUAUGUGACACUAAAUUCAUUUGUUACCACUGUCUAAAAGAUCCUAGUAAUUCUUUCAAAACCAUGUCGUUACCAUCACUGACAUGACAAAUACUUUCUAAGUGUUAACCCCUGAAAAUGCUCACAGAAUUAUACACUUGCUUUUUCUUAAAUUUAAUAGGAAAUAACUAAAGCUCUUAUCACUUUAGUCACAAUAUAGUUAGUAACUGUAUAAAAAAUCUUCAGGCUGCUCAACCAAGGAGCCUUGGGAAAAGCAUCAAGAAAGGUCAAACCAGCUGGACCCUGGCUCAUACAGAUGGCCACAAGGGAAUUCGAUUUGUGUCAGUGAUGCGUGUCCCUGCGCCUGCUAGAAAUGACACUUAGGAUAAGUUAUUUCACAGAGGUCACCCAAAGACCCCUAGAUUUUAUUAUUUUGGAUAUAAAAGUUCCCCAUUUAAUUUUGCCACGAACCCAGAUUUAGAACACUGAAUACUUGCUAUCAGAAAGUUACGAUGUCAAGGCUGCAUGAGUUCUGUAAUACGCUAAGCAUCAGUGCCACAGCAGCAAUGAUAAAAGACUAGUUUUAGUCUCAAGACGCAGGAGGUGCCCUUGGAUGCCUUUGCGGUGAAACCUCUUGAGAGACUAGUAUUUGAUUAACUCAAGAACACUAUGGCCAAGGUGGAACCUUGACUUUUAUCAGGUACUGGUAUAUACACAGCUAAACACAGCUCUUUAAAUUCCCUGCUGAGUGAGUCAUUCACAUUACCUUCUUGGAUAUAAAGUCACUGCUGUAUUAUUUUUUAAAUAUUACAAAACAAAGAUUUUUAACUUAACAUGAAAAAUUCACUCUUUUAUUUUGGAAAAAGUUUUUAUACUAACAGAAGAUUAAAGGUAAAUUUCUUAAACAUUAUCCAGAAAAAUAAACAAGAUUUGUAGUAUCUAUUUCUGGCACUAAUAUUCACAAAAGGCUAUAUACCAGGCCUAUUCUGCAGGUGCAGCUUCGGUGCUCUCCUGUUCAGGAGCAGGCUCGCUGCCCGCUUCUUUUCCUUCUUUGCUUCUUUUAGAUUUUUUGUGCUUGUGUCUCCUGUGACUGUCUCCUUCUUCACUUUCAUGGCGACGUCUACUAUUACUGAAAAAGACAUAAGGUCUGUUCUUAAAAAUGUUUAGGUACACAAGUGGUGACAAAAAUCAAUUCACUUUGUCUAGGUAAAACCUCAAUGUGGGUAUUAAAAAAUUUAAAACAUUAUUUAUCUCAAAACACAUUUUAGGGAGUAGUUUUUUGUAACUUUUAUGCUGAGAUUGUAUUUACUUUAUAGGCUCAUCUUUGCCAAUGUUAUUUCCAGGGCCCAUAUAUUUUACUUUGAAAGACAAAUUACAAAUGAGAAGCUGAAGCACUAAAGUAAGAAAUACUUUCUAGGGUUCACUUUAGCCAAAUAAUAGGCAUUAUUAUUUAAUGCCCUGAAUUUUGUUUAAUUAAACUGCUUUAAUAAUAUUUACUAUUAAAGACUGGCUCAUAUGCCAAAUUCCCUCCUCCCAACAAGAUAAUGUAGAAAGCCUCAUUUUCUCAUAUAUUACUUUACAUUCCAUGCUCCUUUUGGAUUACUGGUAUUAAAUACAGUCUGGUCAGAUUUAAAAAUCUGUGUUGAAACCUAUAAGGAAUCAACUUUUUAAACAUUAUUCUUAAUCUUCUAAUUAGGAAUACAUAUGUUCGACUGGUUAUUGGGAAAUCUUUGCUUUUACUUCCUGAAGUCAAAUCAAUUUCUCUGUCAGCUU